Adineta steineri is the source of this 1053-nucleotide messenger RNA. NCBI's taxonomy places the organism in Eukaryota, Metazoa, Rotifera, Eurotatoria, Adinetida, Adinetidae. The record is from the annotation of a GenBank genome assembly.
AUGGUAGCAACACAGUUAGAUGCUACUAUGGGUAUGGGUGAAUCUUAUAAUAAAAAUUCCAAAGUGCAACUUAGUACCAUUGAUCUAUCGAUUCCAUCUGUUCGAAAAGCAAUUGAUGCACUUGAUGUUGAUUGCUUAUCUUCAGACCCAUUCAUUAUUGCCGAUUUUGGCUGUGCUCAAGGCCUCAAUUCUCUUCACAUAAUGAAAAUAAUCAUUAAUUAUCUCCAGCAAACGAACAAAAACAUACGGGAAUUAUUAGUCGUUCAUAACGAUCUUCCAACAAAUGACUGGACGUCGAUUUUGAAACUUCUUGCCGAUGAUAAUUCGUACAAGAGCGUUAUUAGUGAUCGUUCUUUUUAUGAACAAUGUCUUCCUAAUAAUUCUCUCUCGAUUGGUUAUACAUCAACUUCGAUUCAUUGGCUUUCAAAAAUGCCAUGUAAUCUCUCCAAUCAUUGCCUAUGCUUUUUUGCUGUUGGUGAUGAACUGGCUGCAUUUCAGGAUCAAUCUCGUCUCGAUUACAUUCAAUUUCUAGAGCACCGCUCGCAUGAACUACGUCCAGGUGGUGUUCUCAUUCUUGCGAAUGUUUGUCUUGAUAAUCAAGGAAAAAGUGGACUCGAAAAUGUAAUAGAUUUACUUUACAAAUGUGCUCAACAAGCCUCUUUUACAGAGCAAGAAUUACUCGAUUAUACAAUUCCAUUUUAUGCUCGAUCGUACAAAGAAUUUGUCGAUGAAGAACUUUUUACCCGAUAUUCCCUCGAAGUAGUUCAGUCAGAGUGUGUUCCCGCUUUCUGGUUCACACAAUGGCGAGAACGACAAAUGACAUUAGAUGAGUUUGCUCGUUUGAUUGUAUCGUACUUUCGUGCUUGGUCAGAGCCGACUAUUCAACAAACACUAAUAAGAAGUGGCCGAGCAAAAGAAGAUAUUGCAGAAAUUCUGAAUCAACUUUGGAACUUGUGCGAGCAAGAAAUAAAACAACAACCGGAUCACCUUCCUAGUUUGGUUCAUCACGCUUUUAUUAUUUUAAAAAAGAAACUAGCAGUUGUUCAAGAAUAA